Molecule: messenger RNA, 1671 nt
Organism: Archocentrus centrarchus (flier cichlid)
Lineage: Eukaryota; Metazoa; Chordata; Actinopteri; Cichliformes; Cichlidae
Product: deoxyribonuclease-1-like
Exons: 10
Coding region: 113-1039 (308 amino acids)
Biological process (GO): DNA catabolic process
Cellular component (GO): nucleus
Molecular function (GO): deoxyribonuclease I activity; DNA binding
Source: RefSeq, a predicted model, not a curated record
UGUAAGUUCUCACUUGCGGCAGGUCGAGACCCUCCACCCAGCAGGCGACGAUCAGAGUUUCAGCAGCAGACACACACAGUAAAUAUCUCGGCUCACCUGAACAGAUCCUGCCAUGAGGUGGCGCUCUUCUUGUCUUCGCCUCAUCCUUUUUCUCUCUGCAUUUGUUGGGAAAUCAGCAACUGAAUUCAGGGUCUGUGCCUACAAUGUGCAGAACUUUAACUUGGAGAAAGCAUCAAAUGACAGACUGAUGCACCAUCUCAAACUGGUCCUGAUCCGUUGUGAUAUCAGCCUCUUGCAGCAUGUGGUGGAUCCAGAUGGUCAAGCCAUCCAAAAGCUGCUGUCUGUACUCAACAGGGGAGCUGGCAGGUAUGAAGAGUACAACUACCAGGCAGUGUCCAGCGAUGGUUUGGGGAACUCUCCCAGCGACCUGCAGAAGUAUGUUUUCAUUUACAGGACGGACACGGUGAACAUGACGGGUCAGCAUCAGUACAAGAGCAAGGAGUCCUUCAUCAGAGAGCCCUUUGUGGUUCGCUUCCAAAGCCAGAAUACCACAAUCGGGGACUUUAUCUUGGUCCCUCUCCACAGUGAGCCCAGUCGAGCCGUCCUGGAGAUCAACAAGCUUUACGACGUCUUUGUGGAAGUCAGCAAGAAGUGGAACAACAUGAAUGUGAUGUUCCUGGGAGAUUUCCACGCCAGCUGUGCUUAUGUGACACAACAGGACAGGAAAAAAAUCCGACUGUACACAAACUCAGAUUUCAACUGGCUGAUCCAAGACCGGGAGGACACCACCGUCACUGACCUGACCAGCUGUGCAUACGACAGGAUCAUUGUAUACGGAGAACCCUUCCUGAGGGCGAUCAAGCCAUUCACUGCCAAAGUCUUCAAAGUCGAUGCAGAAUUCAAAAUCUCCAGGAGCCAGGUGGUGGAGCUGAGCGACCAUUACCCAGUGGAGGUGGUACUAAAGAGCUCCGCCCUGUUCCUUCAGGCCACACCCCUCCUGAUCCUCAUGAUCAUCCAGUCUUUCCUGUCUGCCCUGUGAUCAUCCUGGGCUCAAAAUGCUCUGAAUGCUUUUUUAAAUUUUUUUUUUUUUUAAUCCAAACCCUGUUCACCUUGCUGGUCCUCUGAUCACUGAGCAGCUGGGCCUGCCAGGUUUACUGCUCGAUGUAAAGCCGACUCAACAGUAAGGCAGCCUCAGGAACUCGGAAGAUUGACAACCUUUUUUUAAAGUAUAAAAGUUUAAAGUACAAAUAUGAGACUUAAGGUUUAAGGUUUUCCAGGAAGACAAAACCAGCAUAACAGUAAUAAUGAAUGAGAGAGAACAGCAGGAACUAUUGGCUUGUUGUAGCUGGACCUUUUGUCAACAGGCUGUAUUUUUUUUGUUGUUGUUGUUGUUGUUGUUUUAAAAAAAAGUGCACCAUCAGUGCUGGGAAUUAAACUUCUAACUCAGUAACUUUUUCUGCAUAUGAAACUGCACAGACAUGGAACAAUCUUAAUCUUCAGGACUUUUUUAGCUGGCUUUUAGUGACACUAGAGAACUGUUUGUUUUGGGGUGAAUCUUUAUUCUGAUUUGAUUUUUCUAGGAGUUUUUUCUUCUCAGGCUUUUCUGCAUUUGUUAUCCUACUAAGGUCUGGUCAAAAACUGAUGUAAAUAUUUCCAAAUCUUCUGAAAAUG